UGACAGGACCCAGUGUGAACCUGAACCAGCAGCCAGGACGGUCUGGCAGCUUUGAAGGCGUUUUACCGUCUUUCCAACAGCCAUUCAAAUGUGGUUAAUGGCUUUAUCAGUGCCGCUGCUUCCCGCCAUCGUCAUGUUGUACAGCCGCUACCGUGUGAAAGUUGCCACGCUGUGCCAGCGAGCUCUGGCCUGGGCGCUGAGGCUGACGCGAGGGCGAGUGUGCGUGAAAAGCACCCACGCCUUUGUGUUCACCAACUGCACCCACGGCAAAGUCGACAGCGUCCUGGAGACCUUUGACCUUUACGCUCAGACGCACUCGACUCUCUGCAUCGGCCCAGAGAUCCGUGAGGUGCUGGAUGAGGCGGUGAGGCGUGUCCGACCGCUGAGGGUGCUGGAACUGGGCACCCACUGCGCCUACAGCUCCGUCCGCCUGCUGCGACUGCUGCCCCCUGCUGGCAGACUGAUCACAGUGGAGCUGGACCCAGUGACAGCAGAUCUGGGGGAGGAAAUCAUACUGGUGUCUGGCUUCAAACACUCCCAGUUUCAGGUACUAACAUGCAGCUCAGCUGAGGCCAUCCCAAGACUGCGCUCACUUCUUGGGCCCGACGCAGGGACCAGUGAGGGCUUCAAUCUGGUGCUAAUGGACCAUGAUCCCCAGCAGUACCUCCCAGACCUGCUGGCUCUGGAAAGAGAGCAGCUCCUCUGCCCCUCUGGCUGCUCUGUGCUGCUGAUCAAAAGAAACCAAGGAGCCGAUGACCUCAGAGGAAUCCUGGAUCACAUCAGAGGAAGGACAGAGUGCUACAGCAUCAAGACGGAGCUGCAGUGUGUGAUGGAGAUCUUUUACCGAAAGUAAAUACAAGGAUGAAGGGUGACAGCAAAGUCUGACAUGUGGCUGUGUGCUUAGUUUUUAUGGACCGAUAGUGUUAAACAUUUCACCAUCUCUAAUGUUGAAGUUUGAGAUGAAGAUUUUAUAACUAAUGAAACAAGUGAUCUGUUUUAUAAUACUGUAUGUAUAACUGGAAUUGAUUUGUGGCAGGAAAGAAGCACAAUAUCUAAAUUUAAACAUUU
Molecule: messenger RNA, 1068 nt
Organism: Stegastes partitus (bicolor damselfish)
Lineage: Eukaryota; Metazoa; Chordata; Actinopteri; Pomacentridae
Product: catechol O-methyltransferase-like
Exons: 4
Coding region: 89-853 (254 amino acids)
Biological process (GO): catecholamine catabolic process; developmental process; dopamine metabolic process
Molecular function (GO): catechol O-methyltransferase activity
Source: RefSeq, a predicted model, not a curated record